AGUAAAAAAUGAACAUGCUACGACUCAAAAAACAAGCAGCACUUGUAGUGCCAUUACUUCGCCAAUGACUGUAUAUCGAGGACCACAUAUGGCCGAUGUCAUAUUUUUCUUCAAAGUAACACUAUAUAAAGAAUCAUCGGUAACUUCCUGUCUCCAAUACAUAUUAGAAAAUGCUGUUACAAAUUUUGAGGAUAGAGAAUCAAUUCUUGAAAAUGUGAAAAGAAAGGUCCAGUCAAUCAGUGAUAAACAAUAUACACUGAGUCAUGCACGAAACAAAGCUUCCUCCAUCUGUUCUACCUUUGCCAAGGCUACUGAAAGAAAAGAAGUUAAGGAUUUGCUUGAGAGAAUAGAAAUGAAAGCAACUCAUGAUUUGAAUGAAAUCGCAUGCUAA
Molecule: messenger RNA, 391 nt
Organism: Funneliformis mosseae
Lineage: Eukaryota; Fungi; Glomeromycota; Glomeromycetes; Glomerales; Glomeraceae
Source: the annotation of a GenBank genome assembly